Messenger RNA from Stegastes partitus (bicolor damselfish), 3044 nucleotides. It is a transcript of the gene ripk3, whose product is annotated as receptor-interacting serine-threonine kinase 3. The coding region runs from base 205 to 1593 and encodes 462 amino acids. The record is from RefSeq and is a predicted model, not a curated record. Gene Ontology annotation, molecular function: JUN kinase kinase kinase activity; ATP binding. Gene Ontology annotation, biological process: protein phosphorylation. The transcript has 14 exons. NCBI's taxonomy places the organism in Eukaryota, Metazoa, Chordata, Actinopteri, Pomacentridae.
CGCCAGGCUUCACACAAGAAAACUGGGGCUGUUCCCAAAGCAGAAGUGGAUUUGUGGGACGGAUCUGAGCUGCAGGGUUUCACUUCUGCUUUCACUCAGAGCUGCUGUAGAAAGUCUGCGAAGGAGGAGGAAGGAUUUGCAUUCUUGAAGCUCUGUCGGUUUGGUUGGACGAUGAGGCAGACGAGCAGAUCGCUCAGGUGAACCAUGGCGCUGACCGACUGUGCUGCUUCGGUGAUCGAAGAAUCCUCCCUCGUGGGCUGGGAAUGGAUUGCUGGUGGUGGUUUUGGACAAGUCUACAAAGCCAGGCAUCGUCACUGGCUCGAUGAUGUGGCCAUUAAACUGCUUAACUGCGACGGCGGGAGCAGCUCGGGUUUGCUGCGUGAGGUCGAGAUGAUGCGUCAGGGAAGAAGCCCGCACGUUAUUCACGUCCACGGCGUCUUCAAAGGUCGACCGGACGUGCCUGGAUCUACGGUACAGCUGGGGCUGGUCAUGGAGUUCAUGGACAGCGGAUCACUGAAAUCACUGCAGGACACCUUACGGGGACCCCCUCCCUGGCCGCUGGCCUUCAGACUGGUUCACCAGGUGGCUCUGGGCAUCAACUUCCUCCACAGUCUCUCGCCUGCUCUGCUCCACCUGGACCUGAAGCCCAGCAACGUGCUGCUGGACUCCUCUCUGAGAGCCAAGCUGAGCGACUUUGGCCUGGCCAGGUUUUACCACAGCAUCACACGGGGCUCUAAGAAGAACAACGACGAGGAAGGAGGAACUUUAGGCUACAUGCCACCGGAGGCCUUCGACCUCUCGUACAGACCCACACGGGCCUCUGACAUCUACAGCUACGGCAUCCUGCUGUGGUCCAUCAUCACUGGGGAACAACCAUAUCCACAUGCGUUGUCCGACAUCGUGCGGCUUCGUGUCCCUCUGGGCGACCGGCCACUGCUGCAGGAGAUCGAACAUCAGUCUGCAGACUGUGCAGGGCUGACGGAGCUCAUGGAGCUCAUGAAGAAAUGCUGGGAAGGAGAUCCCUCCAAUCGGCCCUCCUCGGGUGAGUGCACAACUGUGACAGAAAAGCUGUACGAGAUGCACAAACGUUCGAUCAACGACGCAGUCCAUCAAGUGCAGAAUCGACUGGAUCAGAAAAAAGAGGAAGAAUUGUCGCGUCAGUUGGGGAGGGCUCAUGUUACUCAACCAGUGAGGGGUCAAGCUGUAAUCCCUGACGUGCCGACAGGACGGGCGCCGGUUCAGGAAAGAGCCGGCUUGAUUACAAAACCAAGACAGAAAACGGAAGACAAAGGUAAAUGUGAUCCGCCUCCACCUCAACCUGCAUGUGUGGCUGAAGUUGACAAGGGCCGUUCAGCAGACAGAGUGAAGUCGGCGUCCGUUGACCCCAUUCAUUUGGCACCACCGUCUCCUUCGAACGGCAGCUUGCCUCAAGGAAGAAGAAAACCAAAGCUAAACCAGUUCAGUUAUGAGCGUCAGUCUUCCAGCCCUGCAUCGGGUCUCCACAUCCGCGUCAGCAACGUGAUCGGAUUUCAGAGCGGCAACAACAACACGAUGUACAUAGAGAGGAAGCGGCACCCCACAGCGCCUCAGUGAAGGACCUGGAAGGACGAGACCGGACCAGUUCUCAUGGAGCUUUUUGAAAUCAAGCUCUGCCAUUUUCUUGAACAUACUUUUCUUUCUAUGAAUUCUUGGCUGUGCUAUUUCUCUUAUUUUCUGGUCUUUUCUAUUUUGCUUUACAAUUCUGGGCAGGAUUCAGAUAUAGUUUUAGUAGCAUGAAAGCAUUUAAAGGAAUAUUUAGCUGUUUUGUUUUUUUUUUUCAGACUUUUUUUUUUCUUCUUUGGAUUGAAAAUGUGACCCCAGUGAGUAACACCUCACACCUCCCUUCUGCCCUGUCAGCAAUAUCGACGUGAGCCAAGUCUGGUCAUAUGGUUUUGCUUUUCCACCAACUGUGGUCAAGUGGCAGAGCCAGCUCACUGUCAGGUGCCAAAAAUGGCCUUAGCAGAUUGACUAUUAAUCAGAACGGGUCAAUAUAUACUUUGAAACCUGUUUGCUGAUGUAUUUGUUUGGUUUAUUUUAACCUAAAAUGAACACGUGAAGAGCGAUUGAAGCUCAGUACGUCUUCCUAAUAAGCCCUUUGGUGUGACAUGGAGGUUAAAACAAAUGUGAAAAUAAGAAGAAGAAGCAUUAUUGUGAUCCAUCUGCCUUCAUGUGCUCUGAAGUGUUUAAAAUACGUUGUGUAUAUAUGUUCUUAGAAAGUGCAGCAUCUAGUUUCUUUUUGGUCACUUCAUGGUUCUUCUGUGGUUCCACCGAGUGCAGAAAAGAAAGUGUUCAUAGCCAAAAGAACGUCGUUAAAAACGCAUUUGCUUUUUUAAAUUAUUAUUGCACAUUUUUAAUAAAUGGAUUUAAAAAAAACAAAAACAUUAAACUUGAGGUUGAAUUUUAACACGGGUGUGCGUUAAACGUGUUGAAUAUUUCACACAGUUGAAGCCAAAUGUAGCUUCAGUGAAGUGCUGCAACAAUCAUACGUGAAAUGUCAUUUUGUUUAGUGGUAACAUAAAAUGUUCUUACAGAAUGAGUCUGGUGUUACUUUGCAUUUCACCUGCUGGGGUACAGUGUGUUUGUCCAUCUCUAGACCCUACACCAGUUGUCUUUUCCUGUCAGUCUUUUAAAACAAAUCACAAAUAUGUUAUUUACUUUUUGAGUCAUUUCCAAAAACAGCUGGUCACUGUGGUUUUUAUCAAACGUUACUCAAACAGGAAUGAAUUGUGUAUUUAUUUGGGACUAUGUUCAGCUGUGGAUGAACACAGAUUUGGUGCUCUUUUAUAUGCAGUCAGGUUUCUGGCAGCAGGACAAUGUAGAAUACAAAUGUCACACAUUUAUCCUUUAACUUUUAAAUGGGAAUCUGGUGAGAACUGGAUAACUGUAAUGAUGAAAAUUACAAUUAACUAUCAUUCAAAUACACCAAUAAAUGCUCUGUUUGUGCUCAGAUGUUGGUGUUUUAGUUACCUUUUCAUGUUUUGUAAUAAAUUCAUUCUUAAAACCAA